GAGGGGCAGCGGCGGCCCAGCGCCCCGCAGCCGGCCCUGUGGGCAGCGCGGCUCCCCCGGCUCCGCUCGGCGCGGCUCGGCCCGCCCCCACGGGGCUGCAGGGCGGGGCCGGCGGCGGGCAGGCAGGUGGAGGCGGGGCGGGGUCCGAGCUACGCCUCGAGCGGCUGCCGCGCACCUGCGGGGCUGCUUUGGCCCGAAUUAUUUUCCCAGUAGCCAACCUGAGCCUCCCCAGCACAGCUCGAUGCCGCCACCUCUCACCCUACCGCUGUUAGCUGGGAGCAGAGGCCGGCCCCCACAUCGCCACGGCCUCCUUUCAGGCAGCGGGAGAGCCAUGAGGUCUCCCCUGAGCUCCUACCACGACUUCAGUAAAGGGUCUCUGGAGAUUCAGCAGUUGGAGAACCUCCUGCAGGCCAUAAGCGCCCAACGGUGCAAUUAAGGAGGAUGUGUUCCUCCUGUUUGCCCCUCAUGACAUCUUUCUAAUUGUCUCUCUAAAACCACACGUUAAUGAGGCUUUCCUUUCACGCUCGGUUUGCCACGCGUCGCUGCUCCACUCAGCUUCAUUAGCCACGCAGAAGGAACAGCGCUGGCAUCUGCACAGAGGGAUUUGGGUCCCACAGGAGCCCGGCACACACCGUGCUGCUGCAGCCCUGGGACACCCCGCUUGUGUUAGAUGGGGAGCGGUGCUGCUGAGCUGUGUGACACACAAGGCUGGUCCCACUGCACUGAGCCACGGCCGCUCCAGCUGGGCCACAGUACCGUGUUGUUUCAUAAGCCAGGGCCCGCUCUCACAUACACAGGGACCAAAGCCAUCCAAUUCAACCGUACGUUUCUUGCGAGGCCCUGCAUCGAUCUGAGCAUCCCCAGCUCAGCCUUGCUGUUUCCCAAAGCAGUGCCGCCAUCUGGCUGCUCCCAGCUCUGCCUUGAGCGCACCCUCAGCAAGCUUGCUGAUGCCGCCAAGCUGAGCGGCGCAGUGGAUGCAGCAGGACGAAGUGAUGCCGCCCGAGGGACGGGCUUGAGCGGUGGGCCCUAAUGAGGUCAUUACGUGUGAACCUAAUGAGGGUCAAUACGGCCAAGUGCAAGGUGCUGGGGCAAUCCCAGAUACGUGUACGGACUGGGAGAACAACUCCCUGCGCAGCAGGACUUGGGUUCACAGCAAUGAUGUCCCUUGAUAUAUCCGACAGCUCUCAGAUCUAUGCUGCCUUCCUGGUGUACCUGGACCUCCUGGAAGGGAGAAGCUGGCAUGAAGUGAAGCACGUUGGAUUAGCAGAACUGCAGCUCGUAUGUUUACAUGCCCGUGAAAGAGAGCAGGGCGAUCUCCAAGUGAUGGUACCGAUACCUGCGGACGUGUUAGUGAGCCAUGAGAGGUUAAGAGAAAUCAUGAAGAAAGCUGCUCUCCCCCACGACGACCCCGACACCCCGCUGUCAAUUACCUUGGCCAUAGUUGAGACAGAUUCCACAAUAGUCUACUAUAAAAUGACUGAUGGCUUUGUGUUACCAGAGCCUCCUGACGAUACUGAAGAUGUGGACAAUAAACAGUGGAAGAGGAAAAGACGGAAGCUUUCCAAAUAACGAAGACAAACAGACUUUUCUUGAACUACUCAAACAAAAAUCCAGGAACUUAAGUGUGUAAAUAAGCAGUGUGCAGAAGUCUGCCUUCUGCAUAUCAAGUGCAUGUUCAUGGAGAAUGGAGUUUUCUUGCAGCUACGCUGUAAUAAAAUACCCCUCAAAGUA
Molecule: messenger RNA, 1731 nt
Organism: Gallus gallus (chicken)
Lineage: Eukaryota; Metazoa; Chordata; Aves; Galliformes; Phasianidae
Gene: TSEN15
Product: tRNA splicing endonuclease subunit 15
Exons: 4
Coding region: 1030-1569 (179 amino acids)
Biological process (GO): tRNA splicing, via endonucleolytic cleavage and ligation
Molecular function (GO): nucleic acid binding
Source: RefSeq, a predicted model, not a curated record